CAAACUUUCUUAGUACUUGUUCUUCUUCCUCUUUCGCAUUCCGUUGAGAUCUCUCUCUCAUUCAUCAUCACAACCAAAUUAGGGUUCCCAAUUUCACGGUGGUUGAUCGAUCCGAUCGGAAUUUCGCGGUGGUUGAUUGAUCGGAGCGAAGAUGUUUGGAAGGGCACCGAAGAAAAGUGAUAGCACUAGGUACUAUGAGAUCCUCGGUGUUCCGAAGAAUGCUUCUCAGGAUGAUUUGAAGAAGGCGUAUAAGAAAGCUGCCAUCAAGAAUCACCCUGAUAAGGGCGGUGAUCCUGAAAAGUUUAAGGAGCUGGCGCAAGCUUAUGAGGUUUUGAGUGACCCUGAGAAGCGUGAGAUAUAUGAUCAGUAUGGUGAAGAUGCGCUUAAGGAAGGAAUGGGUGGUGGUGGCGGUGGCCAUGACCCAUUCGAUAUUUUCCAGUCAUUCUUUGGUGGAGGCGGAGGCCCAUUCUCCGGUGGUAGCAGUAGAGGACGGAGGCAGAGACGGGGAGAAGACGUGGUUCACCCUCUGAAGGUCUCUUUGGAGGACCUUUACAGUGGAACUGCUAAGAAGCUUUCACUCUCAAGGAAUGUGUUGUGCUCCAAGUGCAAUGGGAAAGGAUCAAAGUCUGGGGCUUCCAUGAAGUGUGCUGGUUGCCAGGGUACUGGUAUGAAGGUGUCCAUUAGGCACCUGGGUCCAUCUAUGAUUCAGCAAAUGCAACAUCCUUGCAAUGAAUGUAAGGGAACUGGAGAGACAAUCAAUGACAGAGAUCGAUGCCCACAGUGCAAGGGAGAGAAGGUUGUCCAAGAGAAGAAAGUGCUUGAAGUUAUUGUGGAGAAGGGAAUGCAGAAUGGACAGAAGAUUACAUUCCCUGGUGAAGCUGAUGAAGCGCCGGAUACCGUCACUGGGGAUAUUGUCUUUGUCCUACAACAGAAGGAACAUCCCAAGUUCAAAAGAAAGUCUGAAGAUCUUUUUGUUGAGCACACUUUGUCCCUAACUGAGGCUCUAUGUGGCUUCCAGUUUGUGCUUACUCACUUGGAUGGAAGGCAACUCCUUAUCAAAUCAAACCCUGGGGAAGUUGUUAAGCCUGAUUCAUACAAGGCUAUUAACGAUGAGGGGAUGCCGGUGUAUCAGAGGCCUUUCAUGAAGGGAAAACUUUACAUUCACUUCACUGUGGAGUUCCCUGAAUCUCUGAGUGCUGAGCAGGUUAAGGCUCUAGAGGCUGUUCUGCCACCAAAGCCUUCAUCACAGUUGACAGACAUGGAGCUGGACGAGUGUGAAGAGACCACACUUCAUGAUGUCAACAUAGAAGAAGAGACAAGGAGGAGACAGCAAGCUCAGCAGGAGGCGUAUGAUGAGGAUGAUGACAUGCACGGUGGUGGUGCUCAAAGAGUACAGUGCGCCCAGCAGUGAUGAGUUUUUCUGGAGUGUGGUGGAACCUGUGGUUGUUAUGUUAUUUUAGCCGCUGCGCGGUUUAAACAUAGUGUGUUCAAUGUAGCUUUUAUGUGGAGAUCAUCUCCUUAUAAUGUUUAAUUUUUCUUCUUCAAACAGUGGACAUGCCUAUUGCUUUCUAAAAUUAUAGACUCCCCAUUGAGGGUCAAUUGGAUUUUUGAUACAAUAA
This is a messenger RNA of Lotus japonicus, 1619 nucleotides long. Its product is annotated as dnaJ protein homolog ANJ1. Bases 152 to 1411 code for a protein of 419 amino acids. Gene Ontology annotation, biological process: protein refolding; response to heat. Gene Ontology annotation, cellular component: cytoplasm; cytosol. Gene Ontology annotation, molecular function: ATP binding; Hsp70 protein binding. The transcript has 6 exons. Lineage: Eukaryota; Viridiplantae; Streptophyta; Magnoliopsida; Fabales; Fabaceae. The record is from RefSeq and is a predicted model, not a curated record.